UGAAGAUCUGUGUUGAUGCGUGUUUAAUACUGUCACGCAUUAUUUAACGGAGGAAAGUAAAGCAAGGACCAUGACAGCUCCAUUUAGAUCACUUGCUGAAGAUACUUCAAGAUACCUCAAAUCAUUUGAACUCUUUCUGGAUCGCUCAUCAGAGCACCAAUGUAUGCAGGACUUCAUCCAUAAUACUCUACCAGACAUACUGGGAAGCAUUGGUGGAGGACGGCCCAUUUUUAAUGUAAUGGGUGUAGGGAGUGGUACAGGUGAGAUUGAUUUAGAGAUAUUAGCACAGCUACACAUGAAACAUCCACAAGUCAAAGUUAACAAUGAAGUGGUGGAACCGAGCACUGACAUGUUACACAAGUAUAAAGUUCUGAUGUCAAAAACGCCAAAUCUUGAUUAUAUUAACUUCAUGUGGAAUAAGAUGACAGCUUCAGAAUUUGAAAAACACUGGCAGGAGAAAAACCUUGGGAAAAAGAUGGACUUCGUUCACUUGAUACAGAUGCUGUAUUAUGUGAAAGAUCCAGAGGCCACUGUCUCAUUUUUCCAGAGUCUGUUAGAAAAAGAUGGAAAACUCUUAAUCAUUCUUGUGUCAGGUGAGAGCGGAUGGCGAAAAUUAUGGAGGACCUACAGAGCUGCUCUCGGUAACACUGAGAUCCAGUGUGUUACUACGGGAGAUAUAAAGACCUUAGAUACCAAGGACAUCCCAUACAGUAAAUAUGUGCUUCAGUCCCAUAUAGACAUCACAGAGUGUUUCACAGAGGGAGAUGAGGUCGGAGAACUGCUGUUGGAUUUCCUAACUCAUGUGGUAGAGUUCAGUAAGAACGCUCCUGAGGACCUGAAGAAAGGAGUGCUGGACUUACUGAGACAUCCAGACUGCAGUAAAGAGGUGGACGGCAGGAUAAUGUUCAACAAUAACCUGGAAGCCUUAGUGGUUGGGCUGUACUAUCAUAGGUCGCCUUUUGCCACCAAAACAACCCUGACCCCUCAAGGCAUGCACUCCACUAGACCUCUGAAGGUGUGCUGCUGUGCAAGGACCAUGGCAGCUCCAUUAAGAUCACUUGUUGAAGAUUAUUCAAGAUACCUCAAAUCAUUUGAACUCUUUCUGGAUCGCUCAUCAGAGCACAAAUGUAUGCAGGACUUCAUCCAUAAUACUCUACCAGACAUACUGGGAAGCAUUGGUGGAGGACGGCCCGUUUUUAAUGUAAUGGGAGUAGGGAGUGGGGCAGGUGAGAUUGAUUUAGAGAUGCUAGCACAGCUACACAUGAAACAUCCACAUGUCAGAGUCGACAAUGAAGUGGUGGAACCGAGCACUGACAUGCUACACAAGUAUAAAGUUCUGGUGUCAAAAACGCCAAAUCUUGAUUAUAUUAACUUCACGUGGAAUAAGAUGACAGCUUCAGAAUUUGAAAAACACUGGCAGGAGAUAAACCUUGGGAAAAAGAUGGACUUCAUUCACUUGAUACAGAUGCUGUAUUAUGUGAAAGAUCCAGAGGCCACUGUCUCAUUUUUCCGGAGUCUCUUAGAUAAAGAUGGAAAACUCUUAAUCAUUCUGGUGUCAGGUGAGAGUGGAUGGGGGAAAUUAUGGAGGACCUACAGAGCUGCUCUCUGUAACACUGAGAUCAGCCAGUGUGUCACUACUGGAGAUAUAAAGACCUUCUUGGAUACCAAGGACAUCCCAUACAGUAAUUAUGUGCUUCAGUCCCAUAUGGACAUCACAGAGUGUUUCACAGAGGGAGAUGAGGUCGGAGAACUGCUGCUGGAUUUCCUAACUGAGGUAAUGGAGUUUAGUAAGAACGCUCCUGAGCACCUGAAGAAAGGAGUGCUGGACUUACUGAGACAUCCAGACUGCAGUAAAGAGGUGGAUGGCAGAAUAAUUUUCAACAAUAACCUGGAAGUCUUAGUGGUGGAGCCGUAGCCCAAUGACUCUUUAAUAUCUGACCUGACCUCCAAAGGACUUUGGCAUUCAAUUUCAUGCCAGUGCAGCAGAAUGUGUACUGUAUAUUUACAUUUAGAAUUUCUAUACCAUAAAUAUGGUGGUCUGGCUUAUCCUAACAUAUUAAACAUAACAAACAGCAAUUGCAUAGCUUGGCCAUCAUAAUGUACACACACAUUUUCAUUUAAAUAAAGGUCUAUGGGAAUUAUAGAUUACUUGGCAAAACAGAUAAAAACAUGCCUCGGUAGCAAAGUUCAAAUGUGUAAUGACUUAUUAACUGAGAAGCUCAUAGAGUGAGUUUACUGUGACAUACUUUAUAAUGAAACAUUAUGUAUUGUUUGCUUGGUGACUAGUUGUGGUAUUGUGGGCUAUUGUUUAAAACCAGACAGGACUAAGAUUGGCUUUAGCUAAACAGUACAUUAAAGAUACGUGCAUUUAAAAAUACAAUAAAAAGAGUUAUUCUUGUUGUUGCCUA
Molecule: messenger RNA, 2408 nt
Organism: Paramisgurnus dabryanus
Lineage: Eukaryota; Metazoa; Chordata; Actinopteri; Cypriniformes; Cobitidae
Source: RefSeq, a predicted model, not a curated record